CUUUAACUGAUAACUAUAACUUAUAAUUGUUAUUACUGUUAAAAUCUGUGUCUUAAAAAAAUUCUGUACUGAUUUUAUGGUAUAUUUUUAUAGCAUUUAUAUUUACAGCUUCUGAAUAUGUUGUCCAAAAAUUUUUUAGAUAUCGACGAGUCGAUUAUGGAAAAAAAUCUUUUGAUUCAAAAUAAUGAGGAACAAGAAUUUAAAGAAUUUGUAACAGGUUUUCUUAAUCCCGAUGCUGGAAAAAUUAUCAAACCAGCUCCAGGAAUUUGUAUCAAAAUAAUUAAAACUGAUGAUAAGUCCAAAGUUUUUAUAAAUCUCUGUCAUCACACUGAUAUUCCACAACCGGAUGAAAUAACUCGUGAUGAAUUAAUCCAAGCUCUUGAGUCUCAAGAUCCAGAAAAAUUCUUUGUUCCAUUAAGUAUUGGGACAGAACAUGAAGAAAAUGAUAAAUCUGGUGCAAAAGUUAAAGUUUACGAUGUGGCAGUGAAUUCUAAAUUUUUUGAUCAGUGUCUAAAUGAUGAACUAUUUCAGACAUUUAUUAUAUCGUUAACGAUUGAAGGUGUUGCAGAAAAGUUCAAAAUUAAAAUAAGCUCUGAAAAUCCAAUUGUAUUAAAGAACAGGAAAUGUCUUGGGUCAUUGCAGCAACAUAGAAUACAACAAAGGCCUCCUAGGCCAUCAAUAUUAAAAAAAAAACCUUUGAUCGAAGAGUUAAAUUGUAAAGGAUCACCUCAAUUAGAGAAAUAUGUCAUACCAGAAUACAGAAUUUAUAUACAGCCAGAGCACAAUCCAAAAAAAUUGAUAUUAGAUGUUUGGUUACCAGAAGUGAAUAAUUCACAAGAAAUUGAUUUAAAAUGCGGAGAAGAUUGUUUAUUAUUAACUACUUUAAAACGAAUAAAAUAUGAGUUGGAUAUUUUUUUACCAUACACAAUUAAUCAACAAAAUGUUUAUUCAACUUUUAAUACUGUAACCAAAUUCUUAUCUGUCACGUCAUCCAUUACUUCUCUCCAAUGAAUUACCAGUGCAAGUGGUAAUUAGUAGAUUAUUUUUUUGAAAAGAAGAUUAUAAUGUUUAUA
Sipha flava (yellow sugarcane aphid) is the source of this 1073-nucleotide messenger RNA. Its product is annotated as PIH1 domain-containing protein 1-like. Gene Ontology annotation, cellular component: cytoplasm; R2TP complex; ribonucleoprotein complex. Gene Ontology annotation, biological process: box C/D snoRNP assembly; rRNA processing. The transcript has 7 exons. The record is from RefSeq and is a predicted model, not a curated record. NCBI's taxonomy places the organism in Eukaryota, Metazoa, Arthropoda, Insecta, Hemiptera, Aphididae. The coding region runs from base 118 to 1011 and encodes 297 amino acids.